UUGUAGAAGUGCUGCGCAUGCGCACAAGUCGAGCAGUUCAGUCACAGUUACCAACUCCAACGCUUGAGAUCAGUUGAACGUGCAACUUGCAGCAUAACUAAAUCAACGACUGCAUUUUGUUGUUGUUUUUAAAUUGUGCAACGAACACAUAAAUCUACGCACACAAAACACACAUACGUGCACAAAUAAACGCGUAGUCGUUCUUUUUUUUGAGUUUUACCGAAAUCGAAAAAAAAAAUACAUUUAAAUAUUUUGUUGGUGUAGCGCAAAGCAGCGAAUCACACGAAACGCCAAACUUCUGGAAUUCAUUCGCUGAGUCUACGAAUUAUCAGACAAAAUGCUACCGCCACGGUUGAUACGAGUGGCCUUUGUGGCAUGCCUUCUUUUAGUGCUACUCUCACAGACAGCCGACAGCGCGCAAACUAAGACACGUCGACGUCUACGUCGCCCAUCAUCUACAUCCGUUUCUUCCGCCGCGUCUGAUUCACGCAGCAGUGUUGUUGUUACAAAACGUGCUACACAAUCGCCCGUCGAUGAGAUCGAAAAACGUGCUGAUCAACAAUCCUCCUCAUCCGUGUCAUCGUCCACCACGACCACUUUGUCACGCGCACGCGGUCGUUCGAAAUCGAAAACACGCGGUUCGCUUGSCGCUGCCGCCGCUGGUACUGCCUUGGUGGCGAGCGGUUCCACMUUGAAGGGUAAAAAGACCAAAGCCGAUGAUGGUGGCAUGAAGAUCGUUUGCUACUACACGAAUUGGUCGCAGUAUCGCGUGAAGAUCGGCAAGUUCGUACCCGAAGACAUACCAGCAGAUUUGUGUACACACAUCAUUUUCGCCUUUGGUUGGCUGAAGAAGGGUAAAUUGAGCUCAUAUGAGUCGAACGAUGAGACGAAGGAUACCGUGCCCGGUCUCUACGAUCGCAUGAUGACACUAAAGAAAGUUAAUCCAAAAUUGAAGAUCUUGCUUGCUCUGGGCGGUUGGUCUUUCGGCACACAAAAGUUCAAGGAGAUGUCCGCUACACGUUACACACGUCAGACCUUCAUCUACUCAGCUAUACCCUUCCUGCGUAAACGUGGUUUCGAUGGUUUGGAUAUGGAUUGGGAGUACCCGAAGGGUUCAGAUGAUAAGAAAAACUUUGUGUUGUUGUUGAAAGAAUUGCGUGAAGCCUUCGAAGCCGAGGCGCAAGAAUUGAAGAAACAACGUUUACUGCUCUCUGCAGCCGUACCAGUCGGUCCCGAUAACGUGCGCGGUGGUUAUGAUGUGCCAGCGGUAGCUAGUUACUUGGACUUUAUAAAUUUGAUGGCUUACGAUUUCCACGGCAAAUGGGAGCGUGAAACAGGACACAAUGCGCCGUUAUAUGCGCCAUCAACUGACUCGGAAUGGCGUAAACAAUUGUCGGUCGACAAUGCGGCUACCAUGUGGGUCAAAAUGGGUGCGCCGAAGGAAAAGCUUGUCAUCGGUAUGCCUACAUAUGGACGCUCRUUUACUUUGGCAAAUACUGAAAAACAUGGACCGAAUGCGCCGGCAACCGGUGGUGGUCGCGAGGGUGUGUACACCAAGGAGAGUGGUUUUCUGGCCUACUAUGAAAUCUGUGAGAUGCUUUUGAAUGGCGCCGUCUACGUUUGGGAUGAAGAGAUGAAAGUGCCCUAUAUGGUUGAUGGUGAUCAGUGGGUCGGUUUUGAUGACGAGCGUGCUAUCCGCAAUAAAAUGCAUUGGAUCAAAUCGAACGGUUUCGGUGGCGCUAUGGUUUGGACCAUUGAUAUGGAUGACUUCAAGGGCGAGGUAUGCGGAGGAAAUGUCAAAUACCCAUUGAUUGGCGCUAUGCGCGAAGAAUUGCUGGGCAUUUCUCGCGGCAAAGAGGCGAAGGAUGUUAACUGGACCGCGGUAGCGUCAACUUUCGAUGACUUAGAAGAAGAAGAGGAGAAACCCGCGCCAAUUAAGAUUGAUGUAGAGGAAUUGCUCAGCAAAGUGCGCAAACCAUCGAAGAAACAUCGCAUCAAGUCGGGUCUCRUUGCUAAAGAACAAAACACACGUCCCGCGCAAGUCUUCUGCUACCUGACAAGUUGGUCUGCCAAACGACCGGGUGCUGGCAAGUUCCUGCCGUCAAAUGUUGAUCCCAAACUCUGCACGCAUGUCGUCUAUGCCUUUGCCACACUCAAAGACCACAAGCUCAGCGAAGCUACCGACGAUGAUCCCGAAAACUACGAACAGGUUAUCGCUUUGCGUGAAGAGAACCCAGACAUACAAAUCUUAUUGGCCAUCGGUGGUUGGGCCUUCGGUUCGAAACCAUUCAAAGAGCUCACCUCAAAUGUUUUCCGUAUGAAUCAAUUCGUUUACGAGGCUAUCGAUUUCCUACGUGACUACAAAUUCAAUGGGCUCGAUGUAGAUUGGGAAUAUCCACGUGGUGCUGAAGAUCGUGCCGCCUACGUGAAUCUGUUGCGUGAGYUACGUGUCGCAUUCGAAGGUGAGGCUAAAUCUUCGGGACAACCGCGUCUGCUUCUGACCGCCGCAGUACCAGCUUCUUUCGAAGCUAUCGCUGCCGGUUAUGAUGUGCCAGAGAUUUCGAAAUAUCUCGAUUUCAUCAAUGUAAUGACUUAUGACUUCCACGGCCAAUGGGAACGCACAGUCGGACACAAUUCGCCACUCUUCCCCUUGGAAGCGACAACGGGUUAUCAAAAGAAAUUGACRGUGGACUACAGUGCACGCGAAUGGGUGAAACAAGGUGCGCCCAAAGAGAAGCUGCUCAUCGGCAUGCCCACAUAUGGACGCUCCUUUGAGCUGGUCAACGAGACACAAUUCGACAUUGGCGCGCCGGCAUCGGGUGGCGGCAAAGCAGGCAAAUUUACGAACGAGGCCGGCUUCUUGAGCUACUACGAAGUGUGUUCGUUUUUGGCAGCGGACAAUACAACGCUGGUGUGGGACUCCGAACAGCAAGUGCCAUUCGCAUAUCGUGGCAACCAAUGGGUUGGCUUCGACGAUGAGCGCUCGCUAAAGACCAAGAUGGAAUGGUUGAAGGAGCAAGGUUUCGGUGGCAUAAUGGUUUGGUCCAUCGACAUGGAUGACUUCUCGGGACGUUGCGGUGCAGGCAAGUAUCCGCUUUUGACCGCGCUCAGCGACGAAUUGAAAGAUUACAAAGUCGAAUUGGAGUACGAGGGUCCAUAUGAGUCGCACGGACCACGCGGCGCCUACACGACAAAAGAUCCACAUGAUGUGACCUGCGAAGAGGAGGAUGGCCACAUAAGCUAUCACAAAGAUUGGAACGACUGCACUCACUACUACAUGUGCGAAGGUGAACGCAAGCAUCAUAUGCCAUGUCCUGCCAACUUAGUUUUCAACCCACAAGAGAAUGUAUGCGAUUGGCCCGAGAAUGUGGAGGGCUGCCACCAGCCGACCGAAGCGCCUGCCUAAACCACGAAAAUCGCUUUGCCGUCCGCAAACAUACAUACAUACUCGUUUAUUGUGUACUAACUUAGAACAAAACGUAUAAAUUUCGAAUAGAAUGUGAGAAAAAGUGCAGCGAAAUCGAAGCACUCAUCCUUAUGAACUUAUGAAACACUUGUUAAUACUUUCUGUUCCCUUGCUCACACACAUAUACAUACAUACUUAUUUUUGCUAUUUAGUAUGUAGUUGUUAAUUUUAAAUUUUUGCGUAUGCCAAUCUAAGAACUAAAAGCCCAAUUUUUUCAUAAUCUCACUUUUGAAUUAAUACAAAAAUUCCCGAACGAAAGAAGGUAUACUCAAAAACUGCUCCAGACAAAUGCACAUCGAGGCAAAUUGCAAACAAAUCGAUAUUGUUAACGAAUUUGCAUAGUUUCUUUUCAUUAU
This is a messenger RNA of Bactrocera latifrons, 3822 nucleotides long. It is a transcript of the gene Cht7, whose product is annotated as probable chitinase 3. Gene Ontology annotation, cellular component: extracellular region. Bases 338 to 3406 code for a protein of 1022 amino acids. Lineage: Eukaryota; Metazoa; Arthropoda; Insecta; Diptera; Tephritidae. The transcript has 11 exons. Gene Ontology annotation, biological process: chitin catabolic process; carbohydrate metabolic process. The record is from RefSeq and is a predicted model, not a curated record. Gene Ontology annotation, molecular function: hydrolase activity, hydrolyzing O-glycosyl compounds; chitin binding.